CUCGGAACCAUAAUUCCCAUUUAUUACUCCUCAAGGAUUUCCAGGAUUAGGCCUCGCGGCGCCGGAACAGUGAGUGUUUCAGUUCGGCGGGACGGCGGCCAGGAGAGUUGAGUCCGAGUGUUGGCGGGGCUUCGUCGGCGGCGAUGCGUUUUUUUUGUUGUUGCGCGGACUGAGUCGUCGAUUUUGGUGAACUUCUGCCGGCUUAGGGUUUGAUUUCGUGGAGGCGACGCGUUUGUCCGUAUGCUGAGUGUCCGAGUUCGCCUGGACUGCUUUGUUCCGUCGGACCGCGAUUUUCACGGAACCGAGUCGCUUUUCCGCCGGCGAUUCUCUAUUUGAUUCUGUGUCCUGAAGCGGAGGGUGAAAUUCAACAGAGCCUCGUUUUUUGCAUCUUCAACAGAAUAAUCAGAGAAAAGGGCGGAGAACGAUGGAGUUGAGUGAAAAGUGUUUGGACUCGGAGUUUUGGCAUGCCUGUGCAGGAGGGACGGUUCAGAAGCUUCGGGCGAACUCGAAGGUCUUCUACUUCCCGCAAGGGCAUGCAGAGCACACGCUCACUGCCGUAGACUUCUCCAAUUUGCCGAAAAUUCCCCCGCUGAUUCUCUGCAGGGUAGAGGCUGUGAAGUAUAUGGCAGACCUCGAGUCCGAUGAGGUCUAUGCUAGGAUUAAGCUGGUUCCAAUUGCGAGUGAUGCCGGCUAUGGUGAAGAAGAAGAUGAUGAUGAUGAGGUUUCAGGGAGAAUUGGACCGGAAACUGCUGAAAAGUCAAACUCCUUUGCCAAGACCCUGACUCAAUCUGACGCCAACAAUGGUGGUGGCUUCUCUGUUCCUAGGUACUGCGCUGAAACUAUCUUCCCACCGUUGGAUUACGCGGCUGAUCCACCGGUCCAGACUUUGACUGUCAAAGACGUUCACGGUGUGACGUGGAAGUUCAGGCACAUUUAUAGGGGUACACCCAGGAGGCAUUUGCUGACCACAGGUUGGAGUACCUUUGUGAAUCACAAGAAGCUGGUUGCUGGGGAUUCAAUUGUGUUCCUAAGAUCAACCACCGGAGAGAUUUUCGUUGGAAUUCGGAGGGUGAAAAGGGCUAGUUAUGGGAGCUCGGACAAUACGUCAAGUUGGAUCUCUAUGGCUGGAAAGUAUGGGGCAUUUUCAUCCUUUAUGAGCGAAGAUGACAGCAGGAUGAAAAGAAGUAGUGGUAGCAAUGGAAGCCCGAGUUCUCCAAGUGGGGGGUUUAGGGGAAAGGGAAGAGUGAAUCCUCAAUCAGUACUUGAAGCUGCAUACCAUGCUGCUUGUGGGAACCCAUUUGAAGUAUCUUAUUACCCACUUACAAGCACGCCUGAUUUUUGUGUUAAGGCUUCAUUUGUGUCGUCUGCUAUGAGGAUCCAAUGGUGUCCCAAGAUGAGGUUCAAAAUGGCCUUUGAAACCGAGGACUCUUCACGAAUUAGUUGGUUCUUGGGAACAAUAGACUCCGUUCAAGUUAUUGAUCCCAUUCAUUGGCCAAAUUCACCUUGGCGACUUCUACAGGUAAUUUGGGACGAACCUGAUUUGCUACAGAAUGUGAAGCAUGUGAGCCCAUGGAUGGUCGAAUUGGUGGCAGCCAUGCCCAUAAUCCAUCUCUCGCCUUUCUCUCCUCCAAGGAAAAAGCCGUGUUUACCCCAAGACUUGUCACUUGACGGGCGAGUUCAACUACCGUCGUUUUCAACAAACGCUCCGGGAGCCGGCAGUACAUUUUGUUCUUCAUCUGACAACUUGUCUGCAGGCAUACAGGAAGCCAGGCAUAUGCAAUCGGAUCGUCCCUUGAUCGAUCCCCACCUCAACAACAAACUGUUUUUAGGACUGUCACCACUCGGUACCCACCAAAACAAUAACAUGAAUACUAAGGACCAAGUAGACCGUAGUGAAAACAUAUCUUGCUCACCUGCCCCAGGGAUGACUCCUCGGUUCGUCCUCUUCGGUCAGCCAAUUCUCACCGAGCAGCAACUGUCUCAUCGUUCACAAAAGAAUCUGAAAGAGAAUGUUCCUUCAAAGGCAGAGAGAUUUCCUUAUAAUAAUAAUAAUAAUAAGAAUGAUAAUAAGAAUGAUAUUAUGAAGCGUAAAUGCUUUCAGGAAAAGGUACUACUGGGUGCAGGUGCCACACAUUUCGGGGACCAAACGCUUCGUCCAGAGAAACUCAGCAUUGGUUAUGGUGGUGGUCACUGCAAAGUUUUCUUGGGAGCAGAGACUGCGGCAAGAUACAUUGAUCUCUCCACAUUGGAUUCGUACGAGGAGUUGUACAAAAAACUCGCAAACAUGUAUGGGAUAUCAUGCUCCUUGAUACUGAACCGCGUGAUCUACUGCGAUUUCAUGGGUGCUGUCAAACAAGUAGGAGAUGACAUAUUCAGCGAGUUCAAAAGGAAAGCCCAACGAUUGACGAUACUGGUGAAUCCGAACAGCAGCUCUGAGAGGAGGCAGAUAGAUGGCUUUCCAACAACACAAAGCGGACUAGAUUCCUCAAACCAAGCCGGAUUUCUCGGGGUAUCUGCAUAGCACCACCGUACCCCAACCAAAUGAUGCCGGAUUGAUCGACACCAGUGGUCGUGUAAAUGUUCGAGUGCCUCUGUCUAAGACGCUGGGUUGAUUUGCACCGUUCGUUGUGUAGCUUGUUGCGCAGGCCCCGCGUGCAUGGUUCGGUAGCAUUUGAGAUAAAGUAUGAACAGUUUCUUGUUCUUGUGUUUAUAUAGACAAAAAAAAAAGAGUAGUUUAGCAGAAUAAUGUGGUCAUUUAUUGCUAGUG
Messenger RNA from Cuscuta campestris, 2767 nucleotides. The record is from the annotation of a GenBank genome assembly. Lineage: Eukaryota; Viridiplantae; Streptophyta; Magnoliopsida; Solanales; Convolvulaceae.